Phytophthora infestans T30-4 is the source of this 614-nucleotide messenger RNA. RefSeq lists its product as uncharacterized. Lineage: Eukaryota; Oomycota; Peronosporomycetes; Peronosporales; Peronosporaceae. Bases 15 to 587 code for a protein of 190 amino acids. The transcript has a single exon. The record is from RefSeq and is a predicted model, not a curated record.
GGAGCGCUGGUAUUAUGGUAGGCUCCGCGAGCGCUCUUGUCCCUCUGCUGACAGUCGCAGGGGUCUCGGCCAUCGCAGACCGACGGGAGGCUCUCAACGCGUCUAAUACCUCCAAGACGUCGAACUCCGAGUGCGUAACGAACACCGCACUACUGACCUUACGAGGACUCGGGACAGGUGCGGCCUGGACCAUCGCAGUGGAUGGCUACGCUAUGGCCUGUGUGACGGACGCCGAGGUAGCACGGCACAUGGCGAAUCGGCCAGGCUCCAGUGUCGCGGGCGAGAUCGCCAGAAAGUUGGGACCGCUCUGCGUACGCAACAUGCUGGGCUUUGCUGGCUUCCUGGGCCUCUACGGAGGCGUGAGCUGCAGUCUAGAGAAGGCAAGAGACAAGAACGACCUGCUUAAUCCAUUCAUGGGUGGACUCACUGCCGGUUUGAUCGCUUUGUGGCAUGACCGGCGCGUACCGCAUGUGCACUUGACAUCGGCUGCUGCGUGUGGCGCGCUGGCGAUGGUCCUUCACCGCUUCAAUUCUCCCAUCACUAAAGAGAGCGAGAAUGUGUGCGCCACCACUACGGAUGCGCCGUAGUCGCGUUUAUCGUGUAAUUGAAGAGAG